Podarcis muralis (Common wall lizard) is the source of this 6854-nucleotide messenger RNA. It is a transcript of the gene NHLRC2, whose product is annotated as NHL repeat containing 2. Gene Ontology annotation, molecular function: protein binding. Lineage: Eukaryota; Metazoa; Chordata; Lepidosauria; Squamata; Lacertidae. The record is from RefSeq and is a predicted model, not a curated record.
UUUGAGGAUUGGACGAGAAGGACCUCCGCCAAAAGCCCAGCGCUGAGACGCCGCCUUUCCGCGCAUCCUCAAGCUCUCGCAGCGCGAAUUGGUUUUCCUCCUGUCGUCCCUUUCCGCUCAUCGUCUCUUUCUUUCUGGGUGCUGGAAACUAGAUGUUGCAAACGACGCUUGCAAUAGAUUUUUUUUUUUAAUGCAAUGGGUUUUUGCAAUCUUGAAACUUAAGAGAACUCUUUUGCAUUCUUCUCCCCGCCGCCAACCCCCUGUAUAUACACCAGCUUUUCUCCUGUCUUCAGAAAUGAAAGGGGACACAGGCACCUGCAUUGAUUUACAAUGGCUGAAUACAGAAGAAUCACUGUCUUUGUACAAAGACCUUUGUGGCAAAGUGGUGGUGUUAGAUUUCUUCACUUACUGUUGCAUCAAUUGUAUUCACAUACUGCCUGAUCUCCAUGAGUUAGAGCAGAAGUACUCUGUGAAAGAUGGUCUCCUUGUGGUUGGUGUCCAUUCGGCAAAAUUUCCAAAUGAAAAGGUUCUGGAUAACAUCAAAAGUGCUGUCCUUAGAUACAAUAUCACUCAUCCUGUGGUAAAUGAUGCUGAUGCAACUCUUUGGCAUGAGCUAGAAGUAUCCUGCUGGCCAACCUUGAUCAUUGUUGGACCUCGUGGGAAUAUGCUGUUCACUCUGGUUGGUGAAGGACACAAGGACAAAUUAUUUCUAUUUACAUCCAUAGCCCUAAAGUAUUAUAGAGAACAAGGACAAAUCAAUGCUAAUAAAAUUAGAGCACAGCUCUAUAGAGACUAUUUGCCACCUUCGCCUUUGCUCUUUCCCGGCAAAAUUACAGUGGACAACUCUGGGGACAGAUUGGUAAUAGCAGAUACUGGACAUCACAGGAUUGUGGUUGUCAGGAAAAACGGUCAAAUUCUGCACACUGUUGGAGGACCAAACAGUGGAAGAAAAGAUGGGACAUUUUCAGAAGCAUUAUUCAGUUCUCCACAGGGAGUGGCUAUAAAGAACAAUAUUAUUUAUGUAGCAGAUACAGAAAACCAUCUGAUUAGGAAGAUUGACCUCCAGUUAGAGAUGGUGAGCACUGUUGCAGGAGUUGGAUUACAAGGCACAGAUAAGGAAGGAGGAGCCAGAGGGGAGGAACAGCCUAUUAGUUCGCCAUGGGAUGUAGUCUUUGGAACGUCAGUUUCAUCAACUCAUGAAGAUGAUGUUCUGUGGAUUGCCAUGGCAGGAACACAUCAGAUCUGGGCACUCAUGUUAGAAUGUGGAAAACUACCGAAAGGAAGUGACUUGAAAAAAGGAACCUGCCUUCGGUUUGCUGGGAGUGGAAAUGAAGAGAACCGAAAUAAUGCAUAUCCCCAUAAAGCAGGCUUUGCCCAGCCUUCUGGUCUGACUGUUGCUGCUGAAGAGCCUUGGAACUACCUUUUUGUAGCAGACAGUGAAAGCAGCACUCUGCGCACCAUUUCUCUGAAAGAUGGAGCUGUGAAACACCUUGUAGGAGGAGAAAGAGACCCAAUGAAUUUAUUUGCCUUCGGUGAUAUUGAUGGAGCUGGAAUAAAUGCAAAGCUACAGCAUCCCUUAGGAGUAACCUGGGACAAGAAAAGAAAUCUCCUUUAUGUUGCAGAUUCCUAUAAUCAUAAGAUUAAAUUUGUAGAUCCCAAGAUGAAGAAUUGUGCUACAUUGGCAGGUACAGGAGAAGCAAGCAAUGUCAUCGGUUCCAGCUUCACUUCCUCAACUUUCAAUGAACCCGGAGGCCUGUGUGUUGAAGACGGAGGUCGUUUGCUCUAUGUUGCAGACACAAACAAUCAUCAGAUUAAAGUGCUAGAUUUAGAAACCAAAAUUGUUUCACUGCUACCUCUCCAGAAUGCCAACACCGGAGACAUUCAGGAUGGUCCAUCUGUGCAAAAGACUGAUAAGACAAAAUUACCAAAGCUGCCUAAAUCUGCUCCAAAUCUUCAGCUACCUUCACUGACUGUGAGCCAUGGCCAGGCACUUCAAUUUGCACUGAAACUCAGCCUUCCUCCAAAUACCAAGCUGGCUGAAGAAGCGCCCAGUUCAUGGUUUCUCACAUCAGAAGGCAGUGAAUGGCUGCUUCAUGAACAGGACACAUACGGAGAAAUUGAGGACAUUUGUAAACAGCCUAUAAUCCCAUUGCGAAUACCCAUGAACUGCCUAUCAUCUGAAGUUGUACUGUCAAUCAAAGUGUGCCUCUAUUACUGUAGCAAGGACAGCAGUGCCUGCAUGAUGAAAGGAGUCUCAUUCAACCAGACUUUCCACAUAGCUAAUUCAAGCCAAGGUAGAACAUCUCUGAUUGAGCUUAUAUAUGCAUUUUAACUAAGCCAAAGCAAACGAAAAAGCACUUAUUUAUGUUUUAUUUACUACUGCCUACUUUUAAAACAGGAAUAAAUUGUUUGUUGAUUUGCGAUUUUCCCCUUCCCCCACCUUUUCACUUCUGGUCUUCCAGCAGAGUGUAACAAAUUUAGACAUGUAGUUUGGUGCCAAGUUCACCUAGAAAGCUUGUGGGAAAUAACUCUGAUAAGUGUGAUCAGAUGAAGUAGAAAUACAUUGUGCUGAAUCAUGCAAAGUGUAAUAAAAUUCUAGUCCUUUAUUUCUUGCAGCAUAAGCAAUAAAUGCAGAAGUGGGUUUGGGUCAUUGUGUGAAUAACGAUAAUCUUAAAAAAGAUCCCAAUACUGUAAUAUCGUUUAAGAAAUUUGCUAUGAAGUAUGGUCAAAUUCAUUUGGGGCUAAAUAAAAGCCUAAGUGUAUUUUUCUCCCGGAAUAAAUGGUUGAAAUGUGGAUAUAUAUUUUUCUUGAUUAAAAACACUAUAUUUCCCCCAUAAUAUUUUGUAUUUAAGGAACUGGUGUAUUCUGAAAUGAUCCUAAAGUGAGCUAGGCUUAUUUUUUAUGCAAAUAAGCUCAUUUAUAUAAAAGUAACUUAUGCCUUAUGUUUUCUGGAUAACAAUUUAUGAGAGGUCCAUGUUUGUUUUCUAUUACCUAUCUACUUAGCAGUGGCAUUCUGUAUUUUUUUCGCUAACUGCCAUGUCUUUUCACAUAUAAUGGUGAAAACUUCAGUAUUUAAUUAUUUUAGGCUAAAGUUAUUAUUUCCUAAUAUUAAGAUUUCUUGUUCAGAUUUUUGGCAGUGCUGUGUUAAAACCAAUGGACAUUAACCACACUUUGUAUCUAUGCCAGACUUUAUUCAAAGCUAUGUUCAUUUUUCCUUAGCACCAUAAUGCUUUACAAAAGGCAUUUCAGUUUUGAUAGCAUCACUUAGAUUUAUAUGUUACUUUGAAAGUCUUGGGGCAUCAUUAUCAUUGAUUUUUAAAUGAUACUCAAGUUCUUCCAAGAGGCCAUUAAAAUCAUUGUUCACCAAAAUUACUAGUUGCUGGAGUCUAUGAUGGAUUUAACACAAAGCUCAGUGGAAGUAAAUCAAUAAUCUUUGCAUUUGGUUGCCACCAGCCUUACAUAAAGAAAGAAAAGCAAAAAUGUUAAACCCGAAUAAACACAAUUGUAAAAAGCUUUUCAAAAUAAGCAUCUGAUCUAUGUUUGAAGAGACAGAUCUGGAUACAAAUAUGCCCAUGAUGUGCACUGAAGUGGUAUAUCUUCCUGUGCAAAAGCUAUGAAAAAUCACAUUUAAGAUACUUGGAGCAGCAUGUUAAUUGUAAUGACCAUUCUUCUGAACUACUUUACAGCUUCACCAACACUCGGAGGUUAAAUGGCUAGAAUACUGGUCUGAGACUUUUACUGCUCUAAAACUAUCUUAAGAUGUUGCUGAAGAAUUGUCUAAUGUUUGUGUUUGAAGGGGAAACCAUAUGGUGUGGUAUGGCUUUUUUUCCUCUUCACAAUCACUUGCCAGCAUAGCAGAGAGUUAAAAGGUCACUCUAAUACCAAAAAUAACAGUAUUCCUUCCAGCACUGUCUAAAAAUUGAAUAGUUCAGCAGCCUUCCUGGCCUAUCAUUCAGGCCAGGUUUCGGAACUCUUAAGUAAGUUCGUGCAUGUGACAAAAAAAUAAUAGAUACAGAAUUUUAUUUGCUUUUUGAAAGCUUUUUUUAUACAGAGAGAAAAAUGCUCUAUUCCCGAGUGACAAGACAAGGGCAAGUGAUUAGUAACUCAUUUUUUUUAAUAAUGUAAAUUGUUCCUGCCUUUUUACAAUGCUCUUUUUAAUUCUUUGUUGGCUAAAAUCCAGGAACCAGUUCACACGUUUUCAAUCACUAGGUUUAAAAAAGAUUUCUGUUUUUCAAAGAACUCUCCACUAAGUCAAACUGUUCUCUUAGCUCAGGAAAUUAAUGGGCUCUGUCCAUUCCCAGUGGACAGGAUACUAAAAAUAUUGAUUUAAGCAAUGCUGUGUACCUGCAAAGAAGUUUUUGUUGGCUAUCAGUGGAAUUAGUAUUAUUGAAAUGCAACAUAUGUGCACUGCAGUAUUUAAAAUCUAGACUUGAAUUUUUGUUUAAUCUCUCGGUAUCUAUUUUAUAUACAUCUAUGUUUAGGGACUAACAAGCUGCACUGGAGCUUUUUAAAUGUCUUUGCUGUUUUAUAAACUUUUUCAAACCGAGAGGCUAAUAUAGGUUAACAGCCAGACGUCCUAGUAUAUGAUUAUGAGUACAUGCUCAUAGAAUUCUAAUCUUCUUAUUCAAACCUUUUUUUAAAAAAAAAAGUUAUUAGUAGAAUCUAAAAAUAACUUUCUUCUGGACUCAAUGUUAGUUUGCCUCUUUUUUAUGAGUAAAGGUGAAUUUAUUGCUUUUGUGUAAAAGCCAUUAAGGGUAGGUGAUAAUUUGCCAGUUCCUUUCUACAAAAAGGCCAAAUGUUGCAUUAUCUUCUUAAGUUUACUUAUAUUUAUUUUACUGCAUUUGAUUGGAGACUUAGUUUAUAGUGUGGAAAAUAAUUUUAGAUUAGUGGUAUAGAAUGGAUUCAGAGUAUAAUUUAGUAGUUAUUAAUAUUAAGUUAAUACAUUUAUAUCUAGCCCUGCUUCCAUCAUAUAACUCAAGAUGGGAUACAUGUGGUUUCCUAGCGACCUUUACAUAAGCAUUCCGGACUUGUUGAGUUGUAGCAAGGUGGCUGCAUCGCUAACACUUUUGAAAAAACAGUUUAAGCAGGCCACUUUAAGUAGUCACUAAAGUGAUUCCUUCUGGAUUUGAUUACAACUCAAAUCAUUUCUGACCUUCAUCAAUGUUGGCUGGGGCUGAUGGGAGUUGGAAGUCCAACAGCAGCUGGAAGGCACUACAUUGGCUAUUCCUAAACCAGACAUCAGGGUACUAUGCUAUACAUGUCUUUUCAGAAGUAAGUUCAACGGAGAUAUUCCAAGGUAAGUAAAUAUAGGAUUUCAGCCUUCAUACCAUUCCCCCACAUUGCAAAACCAGCUAUAUUUUUCAACCACUUUCUUUCUGAUCAAUUAGCUUUCAGCAUUGACCUUGCAGUUGUUGUGGUUUAAACAUUUUCAAAGGCUGGCAGUCAUUUGUCAAAUCUUAGAAAAGUAAGGACUCCAGUUUGGAAUGUUUGUGUAAGUGUAGUUUAUUGAUUAUUUCAUUUACCUCUUUUGAUGGCAUACCGAUUUUAAACAUGUCAGAAUGAUUGUCCAGCGAAAAGCCCUAGAGCAAAAGGGGGGGGGAUUUUUCCCAAAUUGUAUCUACCUACCACACUGAUAGUUAUAAGUAAAGAAGUAAAAAAACGGCAGUACACUUGUACAAAUAUUCUGUCAACUUCAGAACAUUACACUGAAACAAAAUCAAUAGAAUGUGUGUUGCUGAGCUGUUAUCCCCACCCUCCUAUUUUAGCUUCUCCUUGACAUGAAACUGAAUAAACAGGUUCAUGUUGGCCUGGUUCAGACAUCACGGCGUACCAUAGCUUAAUGUGAUGAGAAUGAACCACAGUGAGCCCCAGAAUCACAUAUAUCCCUCCUCUUCUGUAGUGGCCAUGAGCAGGAAUUCAGAAGCUUUUGCUUCUGGCUGAGAUUAACUGCAACUUGUUUUGAUAUCCAAACCUGAUAAAGUGUUGUUAAUGCUAAUAACAACCUAACUUAAAACCAUAGUUUAUGAAGCUGGCUGGCUUAAGCAAACAAUAGUUUACAUUAAGCAGAUUUAUGGUUUGGACAACCUGCUACACUAUCUGAUUGGAAAUAGAAGCUUUUGAUCUCAUGAUCAUGCUGGAGAUUAUGGGGAGCACAUGAACCUGAGGCUCACUGCAGGUUGUUCACCUUAUGCUAAACUUAACCAAAAAGCAACUAUGCAGGUGCUUUAAAAAUGCCACUGAUCACUUAAGCUGUUUUUCACUUUGGGACAUCCUAUUUGUGUGUGUUUUCUGUUUAUAUCUCUAUAAUUUGCAUUUGUUAACAGAGUAGACUCGAAGUAUAGUUUGUUUUAUUAAAAGACAUUUAAACUCUUUCAAGGCACCUGGACUUUGUCAGAUAAAUGACAUAAAAUGAAAAUAAAGUUUUGAUGCUACAGAAGAGGAAGUAAAAUUGAUAGCUUUCCUUUAACUUACUUAACUUUCCAUUAAACUAGAGUAAGCUGAAUCAAAAUAAACUGGCUGAGGUCCUUAAUUAAGAUAGGUCUGGAGCUGAUUUUGUUUUUGUGUUUUACUAGCAUAUGCAUUAGCAGAAAAUCUCAAAUUGAAAGUCAUAUUCCAGAAGGCAGAAAAUUAUGUAAGAUGAAGGGGGAAAAUAUGAUUUAACCUCAGAGUGAACAUCUUGAACUGUUGUUUUACUGUAAUUGAUUUGUUUGGUGUGCUCCUGCUUUUUCAUGAUUAUUCUGAUGCACAAGAAGAUAUUCUUAUAGUGACUUAAUAACAAGCAUAAUGUGUGUUUGAGCUAAUGCAGUUUAAUUCUGUAUGUGAUAUAAUGCAAUUAAAGGGCUUUUAACAUCCCA